AUGGCGGGCAUCUGGGCAAAGGUUUUUCGCAAGGACCUUCGAUACUCUCACAAACUCUGGAUCUUUCCUCUGAUAGCAGGAUCUGCCUGGUUUACAACACUCAGCAUCCUGUUUAUUCGCUGGCUUGCAAUCGGACGGCCUCGGUAUCCUGGCCAAGUCAACCCAGAAGUCCCGUUCAUCAGUGACAUAGCAGCCUUCACAUUCCAGCCCGUCUUUGUGGCUGGGUGUGCCAUCACAGGCAUCGCAUUCGCCGGGACAGUCUUUGCAGUCCACCAUGUUCGAUACUCGGACAGGUUCUACGGACUGACCGAAGAUGCAGAAUGGCGACAGAUGACCAGUUUCUUUGCCCUGUUUGCUGGCCUUGUGGCUGCUGCGUGUCUUAUCCUGCUCAGCAUCUUUGACACUUUUGACAAUCACAAGGAGCACCGGUACUUUUUGAUGGGAGCCUUUGGUGCUCUGGCCAUCAGUGCUGUUUUAACCUCGCUGGUAUGGCAGGAUCAGACCUGGGGACCAGCUGAUUUCCCUGGUCUGAGGAAGUGGUGA
This is a messenger RNA of Cryphonectria parasitica EP155, 543 nucleotides long. RefSeq lists its product as uncharacterized. Lineage: Eukaryota; Fungi; Ascomycota; Sordariomycetes; Diaporthales; Cryphonectriaceae. Bases 1 to 543 code for a protein of 180 amino acids. The record is from RefSeq and is a predicted model, not a curated record. The transcript has a single exon.